UCUGCUUUGCACACACCGUUCCUGUGUUAGACUGUGUCUGUCUGAACAUGAUGCGGACUGUGUUUUUUUGCGGCAGCAUCUUGCCUUUUCACCUUUUCCUGUGUGUUUAUUCUGCGCCGGUGCACGAGCGGAGAGUCAGCAGGUACAAGCAGCUGCAGGAAUGGCCUCAAAGCAACGGCCAUGUUGGUCUGAAGAAGAGAGGAAGACACGAACAGGACACACUAAACAAAGACUACCAUAUGAAGCCUGCACUGGCAUCCAAAAAUGACACAGAGUUCUGGAAUCGUCCUCGCUGUGGAGUCCCAGACUAUCCCACCUUAAUGCAGUUUGACCUGUCAUACUUUAACCUGAAGAAGAAGAAGGGAGGCCUGAGUAGACAGCAGCGCAGGAAGAGAUUUGCGCUGUUCGGAGGGCGCUGGGAGAAGACUGACCUCACUUACAGGAUCGUGCGUUUCCCCUGGCAGAUGAGUGAGGGUAAAGUGAGGCGUGUCUUCCAGGAGGCGUUUGGCGUGUGGAGUGCAGUGACUCCUCUGACGUUCAGAGAGGUCACCUCUGAGAAAGCUGACAUCAUCAUUGACUUCAGCAGGUACUGGCAUGAUGAUAACUUACCGUUUGAUGGUCCUGGAGGAAUCCUCGCCCACGCCUUUUUCCCCAGGACGCACCGACAGGGCGAGGUGCACUUUGACUAUGAUGAGCAUUGGACAGUGGGCAACAGUGUGGGCACCGACCUCUCCCAAGUGGCAGCUCAUGAGUUUGGCCACGUCCUAGGCCUGCAGCAUUCCCUGGAGCCUGACGCUGUGAUGUGUCCUUUCUAUAGCGACUCCUACCCUGUGCAGCUCAGCGAGGAUGAUAAGAGGGGCAUCCAGUAUCUGUACGGCCCCCCUCGGCAUGCACCGCCUGAGAUAACGGAGACCAAUGAGAUUGACAUUGGAAUGCCGGACGCCUGCAGAACAAACUUCGAUGCCGUGUCCAUGAUCAGGGGAGAGCUGUUCUUCUUUAAGUCUCGCUAUGUUUGGCGUAUCCGUGACGGGCAGCUCCAAGCCGGAUAUCCAGCCUUGGCUUCACGUCACUGGAGAGGUAUCCCUGAACGCAUCGAUGCCGCGUACGAAGACAAGUCAGGCAACAUCUGGUUCUUUCAAGGUGACAGGUACUGGGUGUUUGAUGCUGAGAGGAAGAUAACUGGACCAGAUUCGGUGCGGCAGCUGGGUCUUCCUGUGGCAGAUAUCCAAGCAGCUCUGAAGUGGGACGAGGGCCGCGUGGACAAAGUCUACCUCUUCAAGUCCUCUUCGUACUGGCCCUUCAACCCUCAGGAGAACCGACUGGAGGAUUUCCAUCCUCGCAGCAUGUACAAGUGGGAAGGAGUGCCCAGCCACAUCGAUGCAGCCUUUCAAGACAGAUAUGGCUAUGCAAAUUUCCUGAGUGGGCUGCACUACUGGAAGUUUGACCCUGUGGCGCUGAAGGUGCUGGAAGGCUACCCCCGCAGCAUCGGCAGGGAUUUCUUUGGCUGUUCUGUUUAAAUAAGUCCACAAACACACAUCUGCUAAACUCGUGAAGAGCAGGGGUGGAUUUUUCAGCUUAAUUCACCAUACAGAACAUUCAGGCUAUUCUGGAAAUUUACCUAAAGUUGAUAAAUCAAAACCCAUGUAAAUACAUCAAAGUCUUGUCAAAAGCACUGCCUGCUGCAACCACAUUAUUAUAUUUUUUAAAACAAAAAUUAAUUCAAAAUAUACACAUACAUUUACAGUGAGUUUAAGUUGGCAGUUACAGUCAGUACAGUCAGCAUCUGCUUACUUUUGCAGAAAGGAUUUUGUCAGUUUAAGAUAAGAACACAUGGGGAGACAGCUGGUUCAAACUGUGGAUGGCAGAAAAACUGAGUUCUGAUAAAGCUUCACCUUCAGACUUUGGUUUGGUCCCACUGUUAAAAAGCAUCUCCACUUCAGAUCUCAGAGGAGCAGUGCUGCAGCCCUUGAGGGUCCAAGCUGCACACCACGGUUCAUUCAACACCAACAAACAACAAAAUGGAUGAUGGAUCACUAUGUUCCCAGUGUCUUUUAACCAGACAUGGGUGUUUUUGAGCAACCUGAUGCUGAUUUCUCGCGGGGAUAGUGCCACAAAAGUUGCUGUGUUACCAACUUGAAUAGUGGUAUGAUAAGCAGGUAUUUUAGGCAUUUUUUUCUGUUGAAACAUACAGACAGUUUCAUCAUAUCUGUUACAUCAUAAUGUACAAAUGUUAUGUAUCCCUGGUUUGCAGAAACGUAUCAUGCCAACAUUUUCUGAUGAUUGGGGUGCAAGUAUGUCUGGGGCGAAAGAAGAACAAGACUAAUCAAACAACUCCUUGUUUACUAGCAGGAUUGACACAUGCAUGAUUUAGAUCCAAGGAACCAGACCAAAUGAUGAGUCUGACCAGGUUUAAGAUUUAAACAUGAUUAUAUCUGUUUGGAAUGACUGCACCUGUAGACGUGGCCAAAAAGUCUCCCAUCUCCUGACUGCACCGAGCUUUCAACACCGUGAGCCAAGAUCACAGCGUUUUCCAGAGAUUCUCUGGUUGUUGGCAUUCACAUACCAAACCCCAGGCAAGUUCUGAUGUAAUCAAUAUAAUCAAUUAUAACCACUGUAUAUUAAUUGUUGAAAUAAUUACUAGACAGCAAAAUUAAUUACUUAUAUUUUGCUUUAGAGUUCUUUAGUUUCUCAGUGUAGCACCAUCAAAGGUGUUUUUAACACCUCCAAAGCCUCCAGACCACAACUUACAUCUUCUGUAUGAGCACAAACAGAAAACAAGACAUUGCAAUUAAAGCCAGCCAACUGUUGAAGGUAUAUUUACUGACCAUCAGCUGCAAGCUCAGCCCUGAUGACUGCACACAGCACCACAGGGGUCCUGCUCUCUGUGGGGUUCACACACCCUCCAAUUCUGACCCCAGAUGAUUCCUGUGUGCUUAUUAGUGCCAGUCCAGGAAGAACAAGAGCAAGAACACACAAUGUCAAUAUGAGACAAUUUCCCCUCUUUCAUGGCGGUUAAUCUCCUCCCCGGCACCAAGUCAGCACAUGCCGGACCUGUCGCUUCACUGAACACACACACACCAAACACACAUCAGCCCUCCAUCAACUCACCUAACAAGUCGACACGCUUAGUAACCGUGAUGUCAUAACUGAAUUUCACAGUCAUUUCUUUCACGACUCGUUAGUGAAAAAGUCAUCUCACUACUGUGCAUGUUGCAUAAAGUAAUGCUUUUUUUGCCUGUCACUGCUGAGGACGACAUAUCGAAACAUCAAAUUUCAUAACUGCCACCACGCAACUGUUAGACAUAAAGUCCGAAUCUGAAAUCUUGCCUAAAAUAAUAUUAUUACUAUUACUUUUCAAUGUCCAUGAAUAUUUGUCAAAUAACUGUGAACAAAGCUGCAAAAUCUGUACACAAAAACUACACAGGUGUCCUAUCAGACAUUAAGGAUGGAGGCUUUAUCCCCAGAACGCCAUUUAACCAAUGUGGCAUCACAAGCACAAGCAACUAGCUUUGGCUGCACACUGCUUCCUGCACAGUAAAGGCAGAGAUCAAACCAUAAAACUGAGCAGCGCUGAUCAGAUUAUAAAUUAAGUCUCUGUUACUGAGUUGCAGGUUUCUAACAUCAAAUGUUCUCUGAGACAUGUUUUAGCUCACUGCCAUUGUAGCCGCCAUUGUGCCGAAAAGAUGAGGUCACAUUAUGUCACCCACCAGCAGGAGCAUUUAUUGGUCUGAUGCAUUCUGGUAGUUGUAGGUUUUUGGAGCCAAAGCCAAUGCCACAGGCCUCUCUCUGUUUUCUCCAGUCAUGUAGCACCAGUUUCAAAAGUAUUUGCAUCUCUCUACUGCAGAGACAGACCAGUUUUAUGUGAGGACCCUCUUUAUAUCGGUGAAAUACUUCUGUAAGAUUUUGGAGGUGUGUAAUUGGUUCCUCUCGGACCUAUGACUACCCAUAAAACCCCUGACUGCCUGGGUUCACAGAGACAAUAGGAGGGUUUCCAUUACAGAUUUGUACAAAACGUAAAUGAUAUUUUUGAAAUGUUGAUAAAACACAAUC
Messenger RNA from Plectropomus leopardus (leopard coralgrouper), 4050 nucleotides. Its product is annotated as stromelysin-3-like. Gene Ontology annotation, biological process: collagen catabolic process; proteolysis; extracellular matrix organization. The record is from RefSeq and is a predicted model, not a curated record. Gene Ontology annotation, molecular function: metalloendopeptidase activity; zinc ion binding. Lineage: Eukaryota; Metazoa; Chordata; Actinopteri; Perciformes; Serranidae. Gene Ontology annotation, cellular component: extracellular matrix.